Molecule: messenger RNA, 1065 nt
Organism: Passer montanus (Eurasian tree sparrow)
Lineage: Eukaryota; Metazoa; Chordata; Aves; Passeriformes; Passeridae
Product: cell wall protein DAN4-like
Exons: 4
Source: RefSeq, a predicted model, not a curated record
CACCGAGCACAGCAUCCCCUACAUCGGAAUUGACAAGCACUUCCACAUCAGCGGAGACUCUCAGCAGCACCACGCCCACCACCACUACCAGCACCAGCACCAGCACCAGAACACCGACAACAACAACAACUACUACAACAAUCAUCCCAACUCCUGAACCGUGUGAGUGCAUCUGGACGGACUGGAUCGAUGUGAGUUACCCAGAUGGUUCUGACAGGAAUGGUGGUGACUACGAAACCUUUGAGAACAUUUGGAAGAAAUACCCCUCCUGGGAGUGUGCGAAAGUUGAGAAUAUUUCAUGCCGAGCAGAGAAAUUCCCUAGCCAUUCCAUUGCAGAUUUAGGGCAGAAAGUGGAAUGCAACGUGAACGUAGGGCUCAUCUGUAACAAUAAGGAUCAGCAGAUAGGAGGUAUAAUACCAAUGCCAGUCUGCCUCAACUACGAGAUCAGUGUCUGCUGCACCCCCAACAAACCAGAGUGUCUUCCAACUCCAAGCACCACGAGCACCACAACUUCGACAUCUUCCCCCACAACAAGCAGUGUGACCCCUCCAAUAUCAACCACCGCUCCAACGUCAACAACAGUGGAGACUACCAGCCCUACCAGCCCUACCAGCACCAGCACCAGCACCACCACCACCACGCUGCCCCCCAGCAGCACCACCACUAGUGGCAGCACGUCACAGACAACCACAACUGCUCCUGUCUCAACAACACCCGUUUCAACUACUUCAAGCACAUCCACGCCCACACCAACAUACACCACCACCACAUCAACUCAAGCCCCAACUCCACCCACACCAAGCACACCAAAAUCGACAACCACUUCUACGUCACCGGAGACUCCCACGACCACCACCAGCCCUCUGAGCACAACUACCACUGUUCCUGAAUCAACACCCACCAUCUCAACUCCUCAAAGCACAACUCCAUCCACACUGAGCACGCCAAAAUCGACAACCACUUCCACAUCACCAGAGACUCCCACCAUCACCACCAGCCCUCCAAGCACAACAACAACAACAACCACUGUUACUGGAUCAACAACAACCAUGUCAACUCCUCAAA